Schistocerca cancellata (South American locust) is the source of this 5955-nucleotide messenger RNA. RefSeq names its product meteorin-like protein. The record is from RefSeq and is a predicted model, not a curated record. Bases 1 to 1260 code for a protein of 419 amino acids. The transcript is spliced from 4 exons. NCBI's taxonomy places the organism in Eukaryota, Metazoa, Arthropoda, Insecta, Orthoptera, Acrididae. Gene Ontology annotation, molecular function: hormone activity.
AUGAACUCGGACCCCGGGCAGAUAGGGGAGUUCCCGCGGGGCGCCGCGCGGCGGCAGCACCUCCGCGACUCCCGCCCGAGCCGGGCCGCGAGGCUGCGUGUCGCGCCAGUCGCUGUCCGACCUGCGGAUAGAACGGGCGCGGGUUGUAGAUGCGGGGCGUCUCUCAGUGCGUCACGGUUAGCUUCGCGCGAAGUGUCUGGCGCCGUGUGCGUGCGUGGUGAGGGGUUGCUGCUGCGCGCCGGUGCGAACGAGUCAUGCACCGCCGGCGCGGACACCAUGCGGAUUCUGCCCCGUGGUAGAGGCGCGGGACGGGGACGCCAGCGCGCCGCGUCGACGGUCUGGUCGUCAUCGCCGUCGUCCGCCGCGGCGACAGCCGCUCUGGCACUGCUGCUGAUGUUCACAUCGGGCGGCAUCGGCGCGCCCACCACCGUCAUGGGGGAGCAGUGCGACUGGACUGGAAGCGGGCUGUCGGGCAGCGGCGGCUCCCGGCUGGUGACGCCGGUGUACCUGCGGUGCCGCGAGGGCGCCGUGCGCUGGUCCUACCCGCGGGGCGCGCUGCGCGUCGUGCUGCGGCUCGGCGGCGGCCGCGAGUUCCGCGGCUGCAUCAGGGCGCAGCCGGGCCACGACCACGACCGCGACCACGGGCGCAACCAGAGCCGGCAGUUCGCGGGCGCGCGCGUCUUCCUGGAGGGCGAGCGCGCGCUGGCGCCGCUGCUGGUGCCCGGCGAGACGCGCGCCGCGCGCUGCUUCAACAGCCGCGGGGGCCGCGCCGCGCUCUACGUCGAGGCCGACCCGCCGCCCCCGGGCGCGCCGCCCCCGCGCGCCGCCGCCGCCUUCGUCUACGACCUGCAGCCGCUGCCGCGCGGCGCCGCCGCCUACGACCCCUUCGAAGAGUGCCGGCCCUGUACCCCAGACGAGAUGACUACUGCGUUCUGCACCAGCGAUUUUGUGGCACGUGGCAUCAUCAAGGGCGUGGAGCUGGAUGAGGAAGCAGAGGUCUCGCGGCUGCACGUCAAGCUGACAAAGCGGCUGCGCCAUUCGACAGUAGACAACAGUGUCGACAUGGAUAGCUCCGAUGAGUCUGAGGUGACAGUGCAGAUGCCAGCACACUGUGGCGCGCGCCGUGGUGUUGGCGAAUUUGUCGUCAUGGCCCGGCGGAAACUGGGCGAACUGGCACUGGUCUGUGCACCACGCCUUGAAGACUGGGCUGAGCUGACAGCACGCGGGGCAGCCUUGGCACACUGCAUCCUCUCCAGCUAGCUUCAACUGGACCAGCACCGCAUCCUCUCCCACUAAAUCCACCUGGAAUGGCACUGCAUCAUCUGUGUCUGAAACCAGACGCCACUUGCUAAAGACUGGGCCAGGUUGACAGCUCGUGAGGCAGCCUCCACACACUGCAUCCUCUCUAGCUAGCUCAGGUUGUUCGUGCACGGCAUCAUGUCCAGAUGUGUCCAGCUGAACCAACCGCCAUCUGUUGCUAAAUCGAAGUGGAUCAGCACUGCAGCCUCUGGAGCUAAUUUCAGGUGCAUGACCCGUGCAUCCUGGGAUAACUGGCCAUGUGCUGAAGACAAGACUGUAUUCCUGGCUCCUGUGGCAUCCUCAUAGUUAUCUAUUGUCUCAAGCUAUAUCUAUAUGGAUUGGCACUGUAUACGCUACAGUUAAUUACUUUGGGGCCAGUACAGCAUUCUCUCCAGCGAGCUGUGUCUGUACCAAGCAUGUGUCUUUCCUAGCUAGUCCCAUUAGGCCCAGCAGAUAGCUCUGUCCAGACCAGCUAGUUGGUAAUAAACUAGUGUAGCAGCUGCUCCAAUAAGCUCCAAGUGGGCUGUAAUCUCUCUUGCUUGUUUCUUCUGGACUAUCAGUCUCUGGAACCAACUACUGAAGCCUGCAACUGAGUCAAUAGGUCCUGUCCAUUUUAUCUCUAGAUGAGUCCUCAUUAGUUCCUGCAUCUUAGAAUUGCUCCAUGUUAUCGUUGGAAGUAACAACUUCAAAGUGCUACUUUAACCUCAAUAGAUAUUUGCCAGCACCAUUCAGACAUCAUGUACAAGCAAUGUUCCUCCUCCAUCACACUCAUCUUCAGAAACGAGGUAUAGAUUCCUCAGUCCUAAAUGAAGAUGCAGCACACUUGGCAAAAGAUGUGACAUUCUAUAGCAUGAAUCCAAUCUCUGCUUCGAAAGUGACUGUGAUGGUCUGCUGUUUUGAGGCAAUGAAUGCUUUUAUGACUUGUUAGAGAGUAAUUCAUUCAGUUUGUUGCUCUGAUUUGCUUUGACUUAUUGCAGUCAAGAACACCUACAAAGAAGGGCAGAUGAAUGUAAUGUGGAAUGUCAUUUUAGUAAAAUAAGGUAAAAGGGUUUCAAGAGGCCAUCAGCCUCCUCACUUACAGGUUUGAACUCUACAAGAUGUGCAAUAACAGUUAAUGAAAACAUAGAGUACAUGCAAACACUACUGUACUGUUCACUGAUACAUUACCUGAUACUACUGGAAACAGCACUGGAUUCAGAAUAGUCAUCUGGGGUGAGACAAUUCAAUUAUGUUGGUAACAGUGAGUACCACAAGACAGUUACACGAAUUUCCACAGGUGCAUAGGUAUUCAAUUUGAAAUAGAGGAACCAACUGGACAAGUUACUCUGUAGAAAUUUACUAGAGGCAAAGAGGGAUUCCUAUAUAAAAAAUGCUUGAAUUUACUCUGCACUGUGAGUGAUGAUUAUUAACUUUGGUUUUAUGAAUAGUAUUUACUAGUGGAGGUAAUACAUAUGCAAGAAACAGAAGUGUUAUCAGCGCCAGUAGCAAAUUUCCUCACAAAUACUUUCACCCAUCUAUAUAUCACAACACCAUCUACAUUAUCAUGUGUGUUCCUGGCUUGAGUGCAGGAAUGGGUUUUAUUUUAUACCUUUUAAAUUGUGGACCAAACUGCAGCAGUACUUCAAACAUGGACAUUUCUCAAGUAAUGAAAUAAGCAGAUGAUAAGCAGUUCGGUGCUUGAGGACUAUACAUGCGUGUGCUGGACAGAAGAAAAACUGAUUUUGUUACAAUAAACCCAUGAUCGAGCAUUCUUGUGUUAUAUGUGGAAAUGUGUUAGUUCCGUAAAACUAUAGGACUGUGAUAAAAUCUGGUUCUUGUACUCUAUGUGCAAUUGCCUGCAGUGGACUGAGACAUAACUGACUGUUGUGGGUGUGAAAAAAGGUUGUUCUGUUAAUAUUUGUGAACAUUGUUGUGAUAUACUUUAUAUUAUGAAACAUGAGACUGAACCUAUGAGGAAGCAGAGUUUGAUGUACAUAAUGGAUUGUUUGAGGGGUAAGAGAAAUAUUUUAUGUUGUAGGUGUUAGAAGUGUUAGAGACCGAAGGAAAAAUUCAGAUGCCAUAUCCUUGUGUUGUGAUUUCCUGCUUAUAAUUUGUGUAUCUGAGACAUGGUAACAACUUGAUGUUGCUUAAGCAUGCUGUGGACACGAGAUUGGUUGUAGGCCUGAAUAUUAUCUUUUGCACUCACUCACGAGCAACAAGUACAGUAACAAUAAUUAUUUGGCAACUUAGGAAGUAUGUUAUGUGUUUCCAAGAAAACUGUUUUCCUAUCUCAUUUUCCUAAAUUGCCCACCCCUAGUAUGCCUCCUUAGUAACUGAUAGCUUGCUCUUGACCUUGGUACAAUCUGUUUGUUGCUUUCAUCAUAAAUUUACAUUCCAAAUGUGAGACAUAAUUAGCAGUUAUCAAAUAUGUGGUCCAUGUUUCUGUUCGAUGGGUAUCAUAGUUCCAUAUUCAAUAAAACUGAUUAUGCAGUUCGUUACUAAAAUAUAACAAAAAUGUGUGUUGUAAGCAUAAUGUGGAUAUGAAUCAGAAACAAUCUGUUGCUGUCUUACCAAGACUUAUUUUUAACAAUCCAUUGAUUUUAGGGGUGUGCAAUGCAGUUUAUUAUUGUGGGAAUAAGAAAAAGACAAGCAAAUGCUACAAAGACAAUAAAUAUUUAAGAAGUAAACUGAAGCAAAAUCAUUAUCUUGAGUAGGAAAACAGUUUCUUCCAUUGGCUUUCAUUAUGUUCUAAUCUAGCAUGUCCUGUAGACAGUGAUGCUAAUUUCUAUGUAAUGUGUCACUUAUAUUGUUGCAAUAUGUAUUUUGAAUGCACAAUGAAAGAUAUUAUUUUAAACCUGUUAAAAGUGCAAUAUUAUUUGUAGUAAAUUUGUAAUCAGAUCAGACACACCCUUAGUUAAGAGAGGUCAAAUUUUUAACCUCCAUCAAAAACCUACCAGUCAUUCAAUUGAGUCAUGUUUGAAAAGAUUUUAUUGUAUAACUGCAUAGGCUACUCUGGCUACACUCAGCUAACAUGAAAGUUGUCUGUAUACAGUACUACGUUAUGUUGUACACCUAUGAAGGCUGCUGUAGCUGCGGCCAAAAUGUGUGUGUCAUCAAUAAUAGUUUUUUUACAGUAUGAUGUAGACAACUUCCAUGUUAAUAGGUUUUACUAUGCUUGUUGUAAAAUAAAAUUAUUUUUAUUCAUGUCUUUUUAAUAUAUUCUUCAUAUUGGAGGUAUUUACACUGGAAAUGUUUGAGAGGUCUUCAGAAUUCCCAGUGUAAUAAAACACAGAGGCAACAUUAUAGCAUCUUAAUGUGGGAAAGAGCAGUGCCAAGAAUAGUAGAAGGAAUUUUCUCUUGUAAAAUAAUUUUUAUUUCCAUUACUGUGUAAAUACUUUAACAUGACUUUAUUUUCCAUUUGAAAAUGAGAAAACCAGCUAUAUCACUGCUAAAGUAUUCUCUAAAUGGUUUAUUUUUAUACUAAUAAAUUAAUACUUCAACAUAUGUCUUCCUUGUGAAUUCAUCGUGCCAAAAUGCCUACCCUAAGUAGGCCUUGUUAUUAAAUUCUUUACUUUUCUCCUUCCAUAAUUAUUUGCUUUCUGGUUUAUUCCAAUAAAUUUUUUAAAAUUUCAGGCAAAAAUAUGUGUUGUUAUUUUGACACUGGUGUAUGUGUAUGGAGCUGUGUCAAGUAGAAUGUUCCUCUCUUGAUUGUUUCCUGUAUAAUGAUGUGACUGACAGUUACAUAGUCACUUAAGUUUUUUUACUGUUUCAGUUAUAACAUUGUAAGCUGUAAUAUUGUGUAAACAGACUAUUUUUAAUAAUUUUGGAAUGUGUAAUAUUUGUCAAUAACAUUACAAGGCUGUAAAAAUGUAAAUAGUCUGAUGUAUAAAAUUUAUGCACUGUGCCAUUAUAAGAGAAAGUAUUGGCCAGUUGUGUAUAUGAAAUGUUCUUUUGUACAUUGUAUAAAAAUGGAUCUCGAGAAGUUUAACAAUAUAAGGUAUUGUGAUGUUACACAGAUAAAUUAGAGUCAGAGUAUUAGAAACUAUUUUUGAAACAUAUUUUAUGCUUAUGUAUCUGUUACCACCAUCCUUACAUAUUUCUGGUCUGAGCACUUGUUUCAGAUGCACUUGCAUAGUAGCUCUGUAGCGCAGCAUAGUGUUCCCUAAACACAUCCAAACUAAUAUUUCCAACUUUAUUCUUGGCUGAUAGUCUGAGUCAGUGUCUUCUAGUAUUACAGUAUCCACAUCUGAUUCCAGUCUGAGAAGAAAGUCUCAGAAUUAUAUUGUCAUUGUUAUAAAUGUUACUGUUGGAAAAUUAUCUUUAUCAUUAAUAUUAGAACUCUUUUUAUCUUGUAAUAACCUUUAAAGAGUAUAAAGUCUUUAGUAUAGUGUAGUAAAUACUUUGAUAUAAACAAAAUCUGUUAUCUGCAUUUAAUUUUUCAACAUUCAGAACGCACAUCUUGAGAAAAUCAGCUUAAAAAUAUUCAAGCAGAAUAUGAGUUGUGUUGCAAUUUUGCAGAUUAAUUUCUAUUGUUGAACUCUUCUUCAAGAAAGUGACAGUUCAUUGUUGCUAGAUCUUAAAUUCAUUAUAGUGUAGAAAAGUGAAUAACUGCAAAGCUCCACAUGUGACUGUAAAGAGAUUACUGGGCUGCAAUAAAGUUUAAAGGAGUUAAAAUUA